UAGCUGAGGCUCUGGACAGACCUGGUGGUUUCAGGGUGUCAGGAGGCAGUGUUUUUUGGGGGGGAGAGCGCAGUGAUCCAGUGUCAGGCAUUUGGCGGACUUUCCCGGGACAAAGCUACCUCACCUGCACAGAGGAAACUCUCUCUCUCUCUCUCUCUCUCUCUCUCUCUCUCUCUCUCUCUCUCUCCCUGUUCCCUCUCAUUUUGGGGGGAAUAGUGCGCAGCUGGCUGCUCUUUUUGGAUGGAGCGCGUAUGGGACUGCGUUUCCUCCGCUGGGAUGUUUAUUCUCGGGGUACUGUCGGUGCUCUGGCCGGCGCUGAGCGGCGUUUGGAGUUUUAACUUUUACGCAGAGCAUCCUACGGUUUACAGGGGACCCGAUGGAAGUUAUUUCGGAUACUCUGUGGACUUCUACCAAGCCACCACCGACAGCAACUCGAUCAGUGUGUUGGUGGGGGCUCCUAAGGCGAACACCUCCCAGCCCGGCAUCGUGGAGGCUGGAGCUGUCUACUACUGCCCCUGGCCUGGACUGCCCGACAGCUGCAGACAGAUACCUUUUGACAAUUCCAAUAACAGAAUGAUGAAGGUAAAUGGCACCAGAGAGCCUGUGGAGUUUAAGUCGCACCAGUGGUUUGGAGCAUCGGUCAGGACACACAGAGGAAAAGUGGUGGCGUGUGCUCCUCUCUACCACUGGCGGACGGUGAAGCUGAGUGGGGAGAAGGAACCCGUGGGGACUUGCUAUGUAGCCGUCCAGAACUUCAGCGCCUACGCAGAGUACUCACCCUGCAGGACCAGUGAUCCAGACCCAGAGGGACAGGGUUUCUGCCAGGCCGGCUUCAGUGUGGAUUUCACCAAGGAAGGAAGGCUGGUGGUAGGAGGACCUGGAAGCUUUUAUUGGCAAGGUCAGGUGAUGACAGCAGGGAUAGCUGAGAUACUGAACGGCUACUCUUUGAAAGCAAUCCUGAGACGGGUUCCAGGAGAGAAACACACUAGAGCGGCUGAAGACACACACGAUGACAGCUACCUCGGUUACUCUGUGGCAGUGGGGGAGUUUACAGGAGACUCUGAACAAGAGCUGAUAGCCGGAGUCCCAAGAGGAGCACAGAGCUUUGGAUAUGUGGCAAUGAUCAACUCCACCAAUCUGACCUUCAUCCAGAACUUCACAGGGGAACAGAUGGCCUCCUAUUUUGGCUACUCAGUGGCUGUCACUGACCUCAAUGGAGAUGGGAUGGACGAUGUGUUGGUCGGAGCCCCGCUCUACAUGGAAAGGGAGAUGGAGAGCAAACCCAGGGAGGUGGGGAGGGUUUACUUGUACCUGCAGACGGCCCCGCUCACGUUCUCCCAACCUGUCGCCCUCACCGGCACAUACACCUUCGGACGCUUCGGCACAGCUAUAGCACCCCUGGGAGAUGCCAACCAGGAUGGAUACAAUGACGUGGCGGUGGGCUGUCCGUUCGGAGGCGAGGAGCGUGGAGGCAGAGUAUUGAUCUUUAACGGUAACAAAGAUGUAUCCACGCAAGGCCUGACGCUGAGCCAAGAGCUGAGAGCAGCCCGGACCCCGAGUGGCAGCUUGCCUGGAUUUGGAUUCACUGUAAGAGGAGGCCAAGACCUGGACAACAAUCACUAUCCUGAUCUGAUCGUGGGGGCGUUUGGCGUAGGCGAGGUGUCGGUGUACAGGUCUCGAGCUGUAGUCUCUGUGGAAGCUGCAAUGAUCCUGACGCCCAGAAUCCUGAACCCUGAUGACCGACAGUGUCACCUGCCUGAGACAGACAUCAUGGUUACCUGUCUGAAGGUGGAUGUCUGUGCAGCAGUGAGCGGUGUGGGGAUCCCCAGCUCUGUAGACCUGAGAGCAGAGCUGCAGCUGGACUGGUUAAAAGGUACCAGGGGAGGAGUUAGGCGAGUUCUCUUCCUGGACACCGAGCAGCCUCAGCGCACAGGACGCCUAACACUCGGUCACAACCAUCCACAUGCAUGCCUGAGCUACAUCAUUUACCUGAGAGAGGAUGAUGAGUUCAGGGACAAAUUAACCCCUAUCUCGCUGGCUCUGAACUACAGCUUAGCUCAUCCCGCACAUAACCAAAAGCUUCCACCUGUCCUUAACCGCUACAGCAGCACCUUCCUCCAAGAGCAUGCCUACAUUCUCCUGGACUGCGGAGACGACAACAUUUGCAUCCCGGACCUCCAGCUCUCUGCCAGCAUGGAUCGCUCAGAGCUGGUGAUUGGAGAUGACAAUCUGGUCAUGUUGACCAUCACUGCGGUGAACCGAGGAGAGGGAGCCUACGAGACAGAGCUACACACACUGAUACCACCAGAGGCUGACUACAUUGGAGUGGAGCGCAGGGUGGAGUCUCUGUCUCAGCUAAAUUGUGAGUACAAGAUGGUCAAUGAGUCCAGGAUGGUGGUGUGUGACCUCGGGAACCCGAUGGUGGCUGGGACAGAGCUGUCUGUUGGUUUGAGGUUUUCUGUCCAAAGGCUGGAUGAUGCCGGACCCAAAAUCAGCUUUGAGCUACAGAUCCACAGCUCCAACAAAGAUAACUCCAACAGCAAUCCAGUCAGUUUGAAUCUGUCCAUCGUUGCCAAGGCUCAACUCGAUUUACGUGGGGUGUCUCAUCCCUCUCAGGUGGUGCUGCCAUUCCCACGCUGGGAACCCAAAGAGAAACCUGUCAAAGAGGACGAUGUGGGGCCACAAGUGACACACAUCUAUGAGCUCCAUAACUCUGGUCCCAGCAGUAUUCGAGAGGCUGAGCUUCAGGUCGGCUGGCCCUCCCGUUUCCGUGACGAGAACCUGCUGUAUGCCAUGGAGAUUCAAACUGACGGACCAAUUAGCUGCCGGACGAACACCAGCCUAAACCCACUUGGCUUACAGAUCUCUGCUCUCCAGGACACACCUGAGUUGCUAGGUUUCUUGAGGAACACCACCGCUCCUCCUCCCCACCGCCACAAACGAGCCGUCAGCAAAGCUCAGAGUUAUAGCGGCAAAACCUUGAACUGCACCAAUAUCUCCUGUCUGAGGAUCAUGUGUGUGAUUGGCCGAUUGGAUCGUGGGCAGAGCGCGGUGGUCAAGAUCCGUUCAAGACUCUGGGCACAUACUUUCUUGCAGCGGCGUAAUGACCCGUACAUUCUCAACUCUACUGUGUCCUUCAUGGUCACAGCCAUGCCUUACCGAAUCCAACCUCCCACGCUGCCUCAACACGCCACCUCGAUGGGGACCCUGGUGUUGUGGGGGACUCCUGAUGUAUCAUUUGCCGUUCCACUCUGGGUCAUCAUCCUGGCGAUACUGCUGGGGUUGCUGGUGCUGGCCAUGCUAACACUCGCCAUGUGGAAGUGUGGUUUCUUUGACCGGGCGCGGCCACCAGCUGACGAUGACGUCUCUGACCAGGAGCAGCUGACGUCUGAUCAAACAGGGGACGCCUAAGAUGAUGCAUGACAGCUCCUGAUCGGAAGACUGUGGUUUGGGAGGGAUGUGCACCUUCUGAGUAACUUAAAUCAGAUCUGAGAUCUGUAAUAGUUGGGCCCUGCAUUCCUUGGCUGGAGAUCUUCUGCCUUUCUGUUAAUGACACUGACAGAAGGGACAGACUGAAGACUGCAGCGUCGAACAGACUGGGACCAAAGAUUGAGGUUCAAACCAGAGAGAAUGGGACCAAAACACACUUAACAGGCUCAAUCACACACACAUGUCCAUUGUUUAUCCAUUGUGAUGAAGCACUAGAACUGAAGACAGAAUGGACUUUGUUGUGAAGACAAUGCUUUAAAUGUUUCUGUAACUGAACGUUUUCCUGUGUCUGUGUAAGUGAGGCACAAAGAGACUUGAGAUCUAUGCACAAGUGCUUUUGUAAGUAUGAGAGCGUUUGUUUGUGAGUGUGAGUGUAUGUGUAUAUGUGCAGGUACUGUGCAUAUGUGUGUGUUUAUUAGGUGCCUCUUGUGUCAUCCUUGCAUUCAGUUAUUGAAUUCUUUUCCCACCUGAUUUAAGUUAUCCUGGUUUUCUUCAGACCAGGCUGUAUACAGAUUUAUUACACACACACACACACACACACACACACACACACACAGGAUGCAGCCACAUGCAUAAACACAAAGGCACAAAGUUAAUGUGUAUAUUUAUGAAUGUAUGUGCAAUAUUUGGGCGUUGCGUGAUACUGAAGCUUGUUUACACUGGCAUUAUUUUAUUAGAGCUUAAUGUUUCCAUUGUUUAUGUAUAUAAGUGAUCAAUUGGUAUAUUAGAUAUUAGUAUUGCAAAAGCAACAAAAGCAAUUGUUUAGACUGAUUUAAGCCACCACAUGACAUUUAAAAAUGAAUAAAGUGAGGAGAAAAGUAACAAAUAAAUAACUUAUUACUGUCUUGCCUGUUAUUUUGGAAUUUUUAAGACUUCAAAAACUACAAAGAUAAACAGUCCAUAUGCAGAAUAUUGUAGACAGUCUGAGACUGUGUACACUACUGCAUGUACUGUAUGGCAUUUAGUAGCGUGUUUGAUGUUGUUAUUGGUUUAUCUGAUAAUGACACAUCAUGUGCAGGCAGGCAGAACAAUUUAAAACUAACUUUUAAUGUGUCAUCUUUGAGUCCUAUUUGUUAUUUGUAUCAAGUGUGAAGUUCUAUCAGAAUAAAAUGUUGUUUGAUUA
This is a messenger RNA of Lates calcarifer (barramundi perch), 4612 nucleotides long. It is a transcript of the gene itga8, whose product is annotated as integrin, alpha 8. Gene Ontology annotation, biological process: cell-cell adhesion; integrin-mediated signaling pathway; cell-matrix adhesion. The record is from RefSeq and is a predicted model, not a curated record. Gene Ontology annotation, cellular component: integrin complex; external side of plasma membrane. Bases 241 to 3411 code for a protein of 1056 amino acids. Lineage: Eukaryota; Metazoa; Chordata; Actinopteri; Centropomidae. The transcript is spliced from 30 exons. Gene Ontology annotation, molecular function: integrin binding.